Molecule: messenger RNA, 1478 nt
Organism: Schistosoma haematobium
Lineage: Eukaryota; Metazoa; Platyhelminthes; Trematoda; Strigeidida; Schistosomatidae
Exons: 1
Coding region: 592-930 (112 amino acids)
Source: RefSeq, a predicted model, not a curated record
AUCAUGUCUGAGUUACCGCUUCAAUUAUUCAGCAAAAUAAAUAUACAUUGUACGAAGAAACAGAGGAGAAAAACGAAUGAAUAACUAUGAUAUCAUAUUCAAGGUGAUAGACCUAUUUUGUCAUGCAGAUCAAUCAUAAACCAUAUUUAAACAUAAGUGAACGCAAUAAUAUGUAUAUAUUUUGUUACACCCUAAUAGGUAGAAAAUUUGAUUUCUUAUAUUUCAGGACUUAAUAUAAGUCACUUUUUCAGAGUAAAUACAUAACCGAAAUAAAAUGAACAUAAGUUUAAAUAGUGCAAAAGAAACAAAGUGGAAUAUUUUGCGUACAUUAAAAAUCAUUAUAGAUCUGAAUAUGUAAAUGUCAAGUUAUGUUUGAUCAAGUUGAAUUAGUAUGAUAUGUCAUUGUAUUAAUUUGUGUGUCAGAAGGUGGUAAUGAAAAAUUCAAACAUUUUUGGUACCCGCAUAUAUGCUCUAUCUUAAUAUCUAAGAAGCAUACUGAAGCCACUUCAACAUAGCUUCAUUAAUGUUGUACAGGAUUCAUAAGAAUUAGAAUCAAAUAUCUCGUUAUUAUCCAUCAACGAUAACGAAACAAUGGUAAACAAUGAUGUUGUAGCUUUAUGCACUAGUAUUCCAAUUGAUAAAUGCAUAGACUUCGUGAAUGAUUUACUAGAGAAUGAAAAUACUCUAUCUAGCAGAUGUCCAUUAAGCAUUAGUUCAAUCAUGAAAUCGCUCAAACUGUUCUUGAAUUCAACAAUAUUCAUUUUCACAGGGACUUUCAAUAAACAAACAAAAGGAGUAGCCUUGGGAUCUCCAGUAUCGCCGAUUGUUGCCAAUUUAUUUAUGUCUCCAAUUGAGUCUUAUAUUUUUGCCAGUAACAACAGACUAUGCAUCUGUCGCAGAUAUGUACAUAACACAUUUUUCAUUAUUUAAAAAACCCUUUUGGAGAUUUCUUUAAACACAAACACAUUCUCGCAAAACAUCAAAUUCACUUUCACAAAGGAAGAUCAACAUAGUAAACUACCAUUCUUCAAGUGUUUAGUUAAACGAAAUUCUAGUGGAAGUCUAAAUCUAAAUUAUUCCCCUAGUGCACAUUCUGUACUUAAUACUGAUACAUCACCUAUAGGAACUAGUGCAGUUUUUGAGCAGAAACGUAGACCAGUAAUUAGUGUUCCAUGAAAACUUACAGUUGCUGAACAAAGUUAUUCACAAACUCAGUGAGAAGCAUUAGCUGAUUUUUGGACUGCUAAACGACUUCAUAAAUAUUUAUUCGAAAAACUUCACUAUUGUUACUAAUCUUGAAGCUUUAAAGUUUAUUUAUCAUUCUGAAAAAUCCUUAGCACGUAUCUCAGCUGCCAUGGUUCAACGAUGGAGUACAGCUCUGAGUGCCAAUAACCAUACGAUUAAGUCAAGAAGUCUCAAACAAAUUCAACAUGUUGACCACAUUUCUUGACACGCAUUGCAAGAUAAACCUGUCAAUA